AUGAAACAGCAGGUCAGUGGCUCACCGUCGAAGACGCCCGUCAGAGUGGUCAACCCUCUGCGACAGAGACAACGCACACUCCCCGCCAGUGAGUUCAGGAACCUCAUGCCGCAGGACGCCAUCAGUGUGUUUGAGAUUGAGAGAGAAGCAUUUGUCUCUGUGUCUGGAGAGUGUCCACUUACCCUGGAUGAAGUGCUUAACUUCCUGGAAAAGUGCCCCGAGCUGUCGCUGGGCUGGUUUGAGGAGGGACAGCUGCUAGCUUUCAUCAUCGGCACUGGCUGGGACAAGGAGAGGCUUUCGCAGGAGGCAAUAACUCAGCAUGUCCCAGGUUCCCCCACUGUGCACAUUCAUGUGCUGUCAGUGCACCAUCACUAUCGCCAGCAGGGCAAGGGCUCCAUCCUCUUGUGGCGAUACUUGCAGAACCUGCGCUGUAUGCUGGGCCUCCGCCGAGCUCUGCUGAUUUGUGAGGACUUCCUGGUGCCUUUCUACCGCAAGGCCGGCUUCAAGGAUAAAGGACCAUCAGCCAUCUCCAUAUCCAACAUGCAAUUCCAAGAGAUGGAGUACACACUCACGGCAAAACCUUAUAUAUGUGAUGUAUGUAUAGAGUCUUUACUGUAA
Cottoperca gobio is the source of this 618-nucleotide messenger RNA. RefSeq names its product arylalkylamine N-acetyltransferase 2 (gene aanat2). The record is from RefSeq and is a predicted model, not a curated record. Gene Ontology annotation, molecular function: aralkylamine N-acetyltransferase activity. Lineage: Eukaryota; Metazoa; Chordata; Actinopteri; Perciformes; Bovichtidae. Gene Ontology annotation, cellular component: cytoplasm. Gene Ontology annotation, biological process: circadian rhythm; response to light stimulus.